Messenger RNA from Propithecus coquereli (Coquerel's sifaka), 1413 nucleotides. It is a transcript of the gene CD34, whose product is annotated as CD34 molecule. The transcript is spliced from 8 exons. The record is from RefSeq and is a predicted model, not a curated record. Gene Ontology annotation, cellular component: membrane. NCBI's taxonomy places the organism in Eukaryota, Metazoa, Chordata, Mammalia, Primates, Indriidae. Gene Ontology annotation, biological process: cell-matrix adhesion. Bases 36 to 1193 code for a protein of 385 amino acids.
ACUCCGUGCAUCUCCUGGGCAGCGGCGCGGGAAGGAUGCUGGGCCGCAGGGGCGCGCGCGCGGGGCCCGGGAUGCCGCGGGGCUGGACCGCGCUCUGCUUGCUGAGUUUGCUGCCCUCCGGGUUCACAAAUACAGAAAAUUUGACUACUACUACUGCAGAGUCAACCACCCUGAGAACGAUUUCAGUUACUUUUACAAAUUUAUCCAACGAGCAAACCACAGCACCAAGUACCUUUGGAAGUACCAGGCCAUACUCUGUCUUCCUGGACAGCAAUGGGACCACAGCGACCAUCUCAGAGACUACAGUCAAUCUCACAUCUACCUCUGAGGUCACCCCAGUCUCUGGAACCACAAACUCUUCUGUCCAGUCUCAGACCUCCCUGGCCAUCACAGUGCCCACCACCCUCGCCAACUUUUCGACUUCAGAGAUGACCUCGAAGCCCAGCAUAUCACCUGGAAAUGUUUCAGAUUCCUCACUCAACCACACCAGCGUUGAGACGUCGACCACUGAACCUUACGUAUCACCUACUUUUACCCCACGUACCAUCAAGGGAGAAAUCAAAUGUUCAGGCGUCAGAGAAGUGAGGUUGACUCAGGGCAUCUGCCUGGAGCUAAAUGAGACCUCCAGCUGUGAGGACUUUAAAAAGGACAAAGGAGAAGACCUGGCCCAAGUACUGUGCAGGGAGGAGCAGGCUGACGCCGAGGCUGGGGCCCGUGUGUGCUCCUUGCUCCUCGCCCAGUCUGAGGUUAGGCCUCAGUGCCUGCUGCUGGUAUUGGGCAACAGGACAGAAAUUUCCAGCAAGCUCCAACUUUUGAAAAAGCACCAGUCUGACCUGACAAAGCUGGGGAUCAAAAAUUUCUCUGCGCAAGAUGUUGAGAGCCACCAGAGCUAUUCCCGGAAGACCCUGAUUGCACUGGUCACCUCGGGGGUCCUGCUGGCUGUCCUGGGCAUCACUGGCUAUUACCUGAUGAAUCGCCGCAGCUGGAGCCCCACAGGAGAAAGGCUGGGCGAAGACCCUUAUUACACGGAGAACGGUGGAGGCCAGGGCUAUAGCUCAGGACCUGGGGCCUCCCCUGAGGCUCAGGGAAAGGCCAGUGUGAACCGAGGGGCUCAGGAGAACGGCACCGGCCAGGCCACCUCCAGAAACGGCCAUUCAGCAAGACAACAUGUGGUGGCUGAUACAGAAUUGUGACUCGGCUGGGUAGGGCAGGGCUGGGCAGUGUGCAGGGCCCCUCCCUGCAUCUGACCACAAGUUGCCUCCUCUGUGGGUGACCCAGGUCCUUGUUUGUUGUUGUUGUUGUUGUUGUUGUUUGUUUCCAGAGGUGUGGGCGGGUUCCUGGUUUCAAUGACAGUUGGAAAUAGAACUUUCCAGAGACAAAAGGAUGGGGUGGAUUUUUUUUUCUCAAUAAAAA